UCUUGGUAGUUGGUGAUGCAUUAUUUCUUUACUCGGCAUUGUUGUGUUCAGAAGGAGGAGGAGGAGGAGGAGGACAUGUCUGCAGACUCAGGAACUGUAAUAACUGAAGAGGCAGAAGCAACAAGUACAAUUUCUGCCGAUGGAGCAGAUGCCAUCUCUGCAGAUGCACUGAACAUCACAAUUGCUGUGGAUUCUUUGAGGUGCACAGACAAAGAGGACGAGGGGAGUCCACAGAAUACAGAAGUCAAGAGGAUAUAUGACCGAAAUUUCCUGUUGGAGCUGAGGUAUCACCCUCUGUCAAUGAAGAGACCGGACGACUUACCUGAUCUUAGUGCAAUAAUGAAGGAUGGCACAAACCAGGUACAUGUGGUAGAGAGGAGAUCCUCAAAGAGAAAUAGAACUCUCUCUGACACGCCAUCUCAUAAUAUAUUUUUUCCUGACUUCAUGAAGGGACAUGAUUCCAAAGAGCAGCCUGCACCUUGGAGAAACAGACAGCCGAUCGUCACUAAGUAUAAGAAGCCUGUUAUUCAUAUAGAGCUUUCGCUCAAGGAAGACGUUCAACUGCGACAUACAGAAAACGCAUGGAGGCCUAGACGAGUGAAGCCCUCUGCUACCAAUGAAGAGGAGGCAAAGACUCAGGUAUGUACCUGGCAUUCUUUGACCACAGGAUCGCAGAAGCAGUGAAUACUGCUGUGUCUA
Messenger RNA from Zootermopsis nevadensis, 699 nucleotides. The record is from RefSeq and is a predicted model, not a curated record. Lineage: Eukaryota; Metazoa; Arthropoda; Insecta; Blattodea; Termopsidae.